This is a messenger RNA of Cyphellophora europaea CBS 101466, 2262 nucleotides long. RefSeq lists its product as uncharacterized. NCBI's taxonomy places the organism in Eukaryota, Fungi, Ascomycota, Eurotiomycetes, Chaetothyriales, Cyphellophoraceae. The record is from RefSeq and is a predicted model, not a curated record. The transcript has a single exon. The coding region runs from base 1 to 2262 and encodes 753 amino acids.
AUGGAAAGCAAGACUCAUGUUCAAGCAACAACUGUGUCUGUGGAAGAGGACCGCGCUGCGUCGGAAGAAGCUGUCGUGCUACCAGAACGAAGGCUGAAGCAAGCAAUUUGGGCCAUUGUUGGUGGCGUUGCCUUACCAUGCAUCCCCAUCAUUGUGAUCACAGCUGUGCUACUAUACUUCAUCUUCCACUUCCGUGUGGAUCUGACAAAAGGCUUACCGGAGUUUGCACCCACGGUCAACGAAACUCAUCGAGAUGUCAAUUCCUGGAUAGAUUACAUCCGUCAUCAGGGAGGUGCUCCAGCAUACUUUGUUGACUACAAUCCAUCCACCCUCACUACCAUCGCAUCGUGGACAAGCCGAGUCAUCCCAUACCUCUCCAGCUCCAUCAUGGCUUUGGUAGCUUUCUUCUCCGCCCGACAUAUUGUAUUAAAGUCCAAGCAUGGAGACGAGCACGGCUCGCACCUACCUACUCCCGAGCAACUGAGUCUGCUGAUCAACAUGCUGAACGGCAACGGUUUCAGUCCCCUCAAAGACACCAUCCUACACAGGUAUCGUAAGCGGGAAAAGCUAAUAUCACCCUUGCCUGCUGCUUUCACCGCCUUGUUCUUCAUCACCAUGCUUGGCCUCGCAAUCCCUAUCGUCGAUUCCUGGUUCGGUAUCGCCACUAAACCCUUCACUAUCCAGCAGUUGACGCCGAACAACGCAAACAUCAGCAGCUUCGGGAGAGCGUUUAAUUACACGAGAUUCCCCAGCGGGCCCCGCGAUAACGGCACUGUCAACUCUAACAAUCCAUUCAAUGAAUGGUGGCCGGUCACGUUGUUUCCUGCCAAUGGGCACGGAUCAUGGUUCCUCGAUCUAUAUGACACCCUCAGCGUAGCAUAUGGCAUCUCCAAGGAGCACAAGAUCCAUAACUACACCGACCCUUCCGGCAUCGAAUACCUUUACAUCGGCGAUACGGAGCAGGGCCCAGCCAUCGACUUUCAAGCCAAAACGUUCGGCGUAUCGGCACAGUGCAUUCCAAUGACACAGCUCUGCUACUCCAAUUUUGCAGGCAACGGCGGCUACCUCUUCAACUGCACCCCUGCCUUCGGCGGAAAUCUGUGGCAGAACUUCCUCAACUCAUCGGCAACACUAGACGAUGCAUACGGUCUCCCUGGGGGCGGGCCCAACGUCGGCGUCGCUUUCGCCGAGAAUCCCGAGCUCACUGUCGCCGGCGGCCAGACCUAUGUCGCUCCUAACGGCUGGCUACCCGAGGAAGGCAUGACGCUCGGCAACAACGUCACGAAAAUCUACCCGACAAACCCCCUCUACUACGGCGCAUGGGGCGUCGAGUACCCAGCCUCCAACUUCGGCAGCGACGACAACCUCUUCGUCGGCGACACCGGCCUGUUCUGGACCACGCAGCUUGGUGGCGGCGCCACCUGGGUCUUCAACUGCUCGACCACCGUCUGGGACAUCCACUACACCUGGGUCAACGGCUCGGUGCACACGUUCAACAAAACCCUGGCUUCCACAGACAUGGCAGGCCUCUUCAGCGCCCCGCCGGCCUUCGCCGCGUACAAUCCCGUCAUCCAGAACGCUAUCGCCGAGGCGGCCUCGGUUGCCGCCUACUCCGGCAACAACUCCCGCAUCAUCGCCACUCGCUUUGCGCGCGAGUUCUCCCGCACGAUGCUCGCGCUCGCGACGGCCGUCAUGGCGCCCGAGACGAACGAGCUCGAACAGAUCCGCGAGCCGCUGAAGAUCGUCGCGCGCAUCCCGCUCGCGCCGCUGUAUCUCCUGUUGGCCACCAAGGCGCUGUAUGUCUUUGGCGUCGUCAUCCUCGCCAUUGGCGCGUACUGCUUCACGCACCCGGCCGAGACGGAGGUGGUCAAGGCUCAACUGUCCGUCAAGGGACUCACCGCGGCGCACUUCAAUCAGCCUGGCAUGGUGCAGCAGAACGUGGUUAGGCAGUUGCAGGACAGGAUUGACGCCGCCCAAGGCAAGGGUUCCAGCGGCGGUAAUGGUACAUCGUCGGCCGCAGAGAAAGAGCCGGCGACGACGACGUUGAGGCAUGCCGCGACGGAACCGGUGCAGGGGUCGCCCAGGCCGACGGAUAAUGCGAGGGUGGGACUGAUGCCGACGGCGGAGGGGGGAUGGGAGUUCGUCGUGCUGGCGAAUGGCGUGUGGAAUAGUAUCAAGCCCAUUGUGAAGACUUUUGUGCUGCAGGAGGCCGCGCAGGGGGAGUUGGGCGGUGUGGGCAAGGCGAUUAAUGCGUGGCACUAG